AGUGUAAUCAUUUACUUAGACGACUGACUUUCGCCAUAAAUAAACAAAACCCUCUUUUUUACACUGCCUUCAAACAUGUCAUUAUGUCUUGCAAGAGGACCUUCCCAGUCACCUGUAAUCUUACACCCUCACGUCACGAGCCUCAUACCAACCUUUUCCCCUUUUCUUGCUAAAACCGAACAAGCGAGCACUGUGACAGAAGUCUACAACCAGCCAUGGAGGAGACCUCAGAGAAAAUCCCCAUUGCUUUGGCUGGACCUGAGGAUUUACAACAAUUCAUGCCACCUGCGUAUGCUGCUGUCGCCGUGAAGCCCUCGAGCUCUGUGCGCGCUCUCAAGAUCGCCGUGGGUGCGCUAAGCAUCGGGGCCGCGCUCCUGCUUCUCGGAGCCGUGGGUGCCUUUUACUUUUGGAACGGCAACGACAAGCAGGUGUACAGUGUCCACUAUAGCAUGAGCAUUGAUGGAAAAAUGGAGAAGGGCUCCAUGGAGAUUGACACACUGAACAACUUGGAGAGGUUCACAACAGGAAGCACAAAUGAAGCGGUUGAGGUCUACGAUUUUCAGAUUGGAAUUACCGGUGUCCGUUUCACCGGAGGAGAGAAAUGCUACAUCAAGUCUGAGGCCAAAGGUCACCUUCCAGAUCUGGAAUCCCUGAAUAAGGAAUCUCUGACAUUUGACUUGGAAGAUGAAGUCAUGCCUGUCAAGUUUGAAGAAGACUCGCUAAUCUGGGUCGCAGCCGAUGAGCCUCUGAAAGACAACAGCUUCCUGAGUGACAAAAUAUUGGACCUCUGCAAAGACGUGCCCAUCUUCUGGAUGCGUCCUACCUACCUGAAAAAAGAGCAGAAGAAACCAAUCCCGAGAGCCAGACGACAGGCUCCGGAAGACAACCUUCCAUUCAACCCCAACAACCCUUACCAUCACCGUGAGGAGGGUGAAGAAAGCCCAAUGACGACUGACACCAUGCUGGACCACACCGGUGCGUGUUGCUCAGAGUGUCGCCGUGGAUAUACAUACUGCGUGCGUAUCUGUGAGCCUUUGGGUGGCUACGAACCAUGGCCAUACAACUACAAAGGAUGUAGGAAAGUGUGCCGUCUCAUCAUGCCAUGCAAUUGGUGGGUGGCUCGCAUCAUGGGCCUCGUCUAAAAGGCGCCGCGGUGGACGACGAAAGCUGGUUUCCAACACAAAAGCUUCAUAACGAGCGUCACAUUGUGCAAAAAAACCCCCAAAAAAACAUACCAUUUAUUAUAAGUGUGAUAAAGUAUCAGAUACUGGUUGUACUCAGUAUCCAAGUCUGUUAUUGAAGGAGGUCAGCAUUUCCGGGGAGCAGUAUGAAGGAAAACGUUUGGUUCUCGUAUCAUAAAAUAUGAACAAUGUACAUUUAAAGGAAUAGUUAUGUGGAAAGAAUUGGAAUCAAUAGAUCUAGGCAAGAAACAUUUCUCCCAAAAUGUACUGGUGCUAUUUAAGCUAAUGAGUAAUGAGUGUCUUUCCAACAAUAAAUGACAUGUGAACUCAAGUA
Tachysurus fulvidraco (yellow catfish) is the source of this 1515-nucleotide messenger RNA. It is a transcript of the gene cnmd, whose product is annotated as chondromodulin. The record is from RefSeq and is a predicted model, not a curated record. The coding region runs from base 216 to 1142 and encodes 308 amino acids. The transcript has 7 exons. NCBI's taxonomy places the organism in Eukaryota, Metazoa, Chordata, Actinopteri, Siluriformes, Bagridae. Gene Ontology annotation, biological process: negative regulation of endothelial cell proliferation; negative regulation of angiogenesis.